Molecule: messenger RNA, 3757 nt
Organism: Scatophagus argus
Lineage: Eukaryota; Metazoa; Chordata; Actinopteri; Scatophagidae
Gene: klf6a
Product: Kruppel-like factor 6a
Exons: 4
Coding region: 256-1116 (286 amino acids)
Biological process (GO): regulation of transcription by RNA polymerase II
Molecular function (GO): RNA polymerase II cis-regulatory region sequence-specific DNA binding; DNA-binding transcription factor activity, RNA polymerase II-specific
Source: RefSeq, a predicted model, not a curated record
GAAGUUUGCAGAGCGCAGUUGUUCCCCAUCCAGUACGGUGCAGUGUUUGCAAACACCUUGAACGCAAGCGAGAGAAGAAGGAGGGGACUGACGGACGGACUGCUGCUAUUGCUACUGCCGCUGAAAGCAAGCGCUUCUCCGUUUGCGUCGCCGGGGACCGCUCUUACUCAUCUCACUGGGUGUUUUUCUACCUGAGAAAAAUAUUUAAGUGCAGCUAAAUAGCUUAAAAAAAACAAAGCUUUGGAGAGAAAAAAAAUGGAUGUUCUACCCAUGUGCAGCAUCUUUCAAGAACUUCAAAUAGUUCACGACACGGGCUAUUUCUCAGCCUUACCGUCUCUGGAGGAGUACUGGCAGCAGACAUGCUUGGAGUUGGAGCGCUAUCUACAGAGUGAGCCUUACGUCUCCACGUCCGACCUCAAGUUCGACGGCCAGGAGGACCUCUGGAGCAAGUUGAUCUUGGCCUGCGGGGACAAGGCCAAGGCCGAGUCUGACCCAAAGCUUCCCCCGGCCCACGAGGAGGACAAUCAGGACAGCCAAAUCUUGGACACCAACAGUGUGAAUUCUGACGCCAGCAGCGAAGCUUCAGACAGUUCUGAGGAGCUCUCGCCCACACACAGCUUUACCUCCAACCCUCUGGGCUCCGUCUUGGUUGGCUCUGGACCUUUUAGCCCCUCCGUCAUUAGCACUCCACCAUCCUCUCCGGAAGCCAACUCGGAAGCUGGCGGUGUGACAAACAACUGGGUCGCCGCGCACACCGAGUUGCACUUGCCGGUCAAAAUCAGGAGCAGCGGGGUGGCAAAGAGUACGGAAAAGACGGGACUGAUCUGCGGGGACGCGUCUCCGGACGGCAGGAGGCGAGUACACAGGUGUCUUUUCAACGGGUGUCGCAAGGUUUACACGAAGAGCUCCCACCUAAAAGCACACCAGCGCACUCACACAGGUGAGAAACCAUACAGGUGUUCGUGGGAGGGCUGCGAGUGGCGUUUUGCACGAAGCGACGAGUUGACCAGACACUUCAGGAAGCACACUGGGGCAAAGCCAUUCAAAUGCAGUCACUGUGACAGAUGUUUCUCCAGGUCUGACCAUCUGGCCCUUCACAUGAAGAGGCACAUCUAGAGCGGGGCUGACACCAACCAAGCAAAGCAGCGAAGGAGAAAGUUUUAAGAGAAAAACAAAACAAACGCUGUCUCCCGACCAGUCUCUUGGUUGAACUGUCCCAGAGCAGAGUGGGGGGGAGUGUGUUCCAGCCAAAGCAUGCCGUUUUGCACCAUAGUGAAACCCAGUGCCUCCGGGACCUCUCUUUGGAGAAAGGCGCUCUGAAGGUUGUCUGUUGCAACAAGAGGACGAAAUCAUGGAUGGGGAAGAAAUCUUUUUGAUUGAGAAGGAUUUACACACACAAAAAAGACAAAAAAAAAAAAGAUAAAAGACACACAAACAAAAAGAGUGAGUGAUUUGUAUGUAUGGUGCAUGAUGUUUUGGGGACAUCUCCCGGACAGCAGAUACACUGGUACUUCACAGAACUGUCAGAGGUGAGCAUGUGUGCACUGUGAAUGUCUGAGAUUGGCUGACCGGCCCCCUGGACAGAGAGAGGAGGAUUUUGUCUUUUUUUUUUUUUUUGAGGGGGGGUUGAUGGAUGGUGUGGGGCUGGUACCAAUGUUGCUGUGGACUGAGUGGGUUUUCUGGGGGAAACGUUCCACUUGUUUCUCCUGGUGGCAGUGUGAGGAUGGUGCAGGAUGGUAGUUCCUGCCUGUCUUGUCUGGCACCCAGACUGUGGGGGUCCUUAGAAGAUUUUGAGGCCUUGGGUUCAACCAGAGAGAGAAAGUGGAUUCUGGUCAAUGACCCAGGUACCAAAACUCCGCCCCCCGGUCACUGUAUGACAGGAGCUUUUCUUUUUUUUUCCUUUUUUUUUUCUUUUUUUUUUUUUGGUGUUUUUGGUGCAGCUACUAAAUGUGCAAUGUGUUAUGUAGCCUGGUUUAUUAUUUUUUUACAAGCUACAAAGCUCAUUUGUAGUCCAAUUGUAUAAGCUGUGUGCUUAGAGGUAUAACACAACUAUAACUUCAGUAUCAUAGACAGGUGUUGCAUGGUUUUAGGGUUUGUUCAUUUCAUGUUUCCACUGUAAUCAGGACUGCAAAUAGUUCCAAUAAAAGUGCAGCUAAAGUGCGAACGGUUAAAUGUUACAAUAUUGUACAUAAAGCCUUGAUGAUUUCCUCUUUUAUUUUUACAACUUCAUCCAUUUCCUCCAUUCUGGUCUCUCAUCUGCCUGGAGAUUUCACACCUGCUUCCUCAUUGCUUCAUUCAUCUUAUGCCUUGAGGAUUAGUUUAGAUUUUUUUGUACUUUCUUUUCUAUCUAAUAAUGCACUGUUGACCUUAAUGGUGCCUUAUGCAAGUGACUUAGCCCUGUGGCAGCGGUGGUCACGUUUGUUGUAUGGGUGAUUUGACAGGCUUGAUCAAGGCUCAGCUGCAAAUGAACGAGCACCUCUUUGUGUUUGAUGACCGUUCUUUUCAUCCUUUCUGGCGGUUAAUUGUAUUGUUAAAAUGUUAAUGUUCAAAAAGGAAAAGUACCUUUUUUACUCUUUUUUUUGUUUGUUUGUUGUUUUUUUAAUCAAAACAUUAGUUCGUAUUAAGGCAGAACAUGUAAACAAGACAAAUGCUGUAUGUUUGGAGCACUUAAAUUCAUUAAUUAAAGACGUUAACUACUGUGUAGUAUGUACUCAAGUCCAUCACUCACAGCUCUAAGGUACCAAACGACCAGAGUAGGUAGACAAAAAUGGAUGUUAAUGUGUAAUUCAUUCAGUGCUGCUCCUCUUCCUCGCAUCCCUCCCCAUCUUCCCCAUCCUCCCUGUCCCCUUCUGUCUCUCCAUCCUCAGAAGUUGGACUGAAGAAAAAGCUAAAGAUUUAUUGUAAUUAACAGGCUGCAGUCAGACAGGCCUCGCCUUGUACUGCCUCUCAGUAAUGAAUAGCUAAAGGCUUUGUUGGCAUGGAAUCUGUCACAGACUGCUGACUGUGUAGGUUGGUUAUUGACCUGUCUGGGGGAGCGUUGUUUUAGCCAAGCUGCAACAGUAUUAUGAGAACUACAGGAGCGAGGUGGGGGGGGCUCUUGAGAGGAGAUACAGAUCAAGCAUUGACUGCGUAUAUAGAAAUUUGUCUGCCAAAAAGAAAAAAACCCUUAUCGUAUCUCCUUCAAAGAUGAAUCUGUUUUGACAAAAGCUGGAGACAGUUGUAAUAGGGAUUACACUUAUUACUGAUUCAGGAUCAGGUGAUCUGUGCCUCCCAGUCCAGAUCAGCGACCUUGCUGUAAGAUUCCGAUUGCUGCAGCAAGUUGCUCCGCGGCACGCUACGACUUAUGGAUUUCAGAUCAGCGGCCGGAAGAGAUGGGAUGAGUACCAACUUGAAAGUGCUUGCUGCAAUAGAUUUGGGAAUGCUGGCAGUGCCUUUUGUGGGCAAAGGAAGGGAGCAUCCAUUCUGUGGAAACGGCAGCCAAUACUGUUCAACUGGCAAUUGAGCCUUGAUUAAGCCCCAUGUUUGCUCGCAUCUUUUACACGUUUCAUCAUUUCUUUCAUCCCACUACUCGUCUGUCACAAACACACACAGCUCUUUGUUCUCAACUGAAUCUUUGUAUAAAAAGAAAAAAAAAACAACUUUUGUAAAAUUGUUAUGUUUAUGCUUUAUGAAAUUUUUAUUUGAAAUUGUUUUGCAAAAUUGUUAUAUUUCUGUAUGAAUGUAUUUUUUAUUGGAAUAAUAAGAAAUUCUUAUCUGA